AGCUCCAGAACAGCUCGCUCGGAGGAAGACCGAGACUCACUGUGGGAUGCCUGGGGCUCAUGGAGCGAAUGUUCACGCACUUGUGGAGGAGGGGCUUCGUAUUCACUGAGACGCUGCCUGAGCAGCAAGACCUGUGAAGGGCGAAACAUCCGGUACAGGACAUGCAGCAAUGUGGACUGCCCACCAGAAGCAGGUGAUUUUCGUGCCCAGCAGUGCUCUGCUCACAACGACGUCAAGUACCAGGGACAGUUUUAUGAAUGGCUUCCUGUCUCUAACGACCCUGACAACCCUUGCUCACUGAAGUGCCAGGCCAGAGGAGUGGCUCUGGUUGUGGAACUGGCACCAAAGGUUCUGGAUGGGACCCGGUGCUACACUGAAUCCCUGGACAUGUGCAUCAGUGGCUUGUGCCAAAUCGUUGGCUGUGACCGCCAGCUGGGAAGCACUGUCAAAGAAGAUAACUGUGGGGUCUGCAAUGGCGAUGGGUCCACCUGCCGGCUGGUGCGAGGCCAGUAUAAGUCCCAGCUCUCAGCCAAUAAACUGGACGAUACAGUGGUUGCCAUUCCUUAUGGAAGCAGGCAGAUUCGCCUCGUUCUGAAAGGACCUGAUCAUUUAUAUUUGGAAACUAAGACUCUCCAAGGUGUGAAGAGUGAAAACAGCCUCAGCUCCACAGGCUCCUUCCUCGUGGACAAUUCUAGCAUUGACUUCCAGAAGUUUCCUGACAAGGAGAUAUUAAGAAUAUCUGGGCCUCUCACUGCAGACUUCACUAUCAAG
Molecule: messenger RNA, 771 nt
Organism: Pterocles gutturalis (yellow-throated sandgrouse)
Lineage: Eukaryota; Metazoa; Chordata; Aves; Pterocliformes; Pteroclidae
Product: ADAMTS-like protein 1
Exons: 6
Biological process (GO): extracellular matrix organization
Cellular component (GO): extracellular matrix
Molecular function (GO): metalloendopeptidase activity
Source: RefSeq, a predicted model, not a curated record